This is a messenger RNA of Lepisosteus oculatus (spotted gar), 2086 nucleotides long. RefSeq names its product dynein axonemal assembly factor 1 (gene dnaaf1). Gene Ontology annotation, molecular function: protein binding. The record is from RefSeq and is a predicted model, not a curated record. Lineage: Eukaryota; Metazoa; Chordata; Actinopteri; Semionotiformes; Lepisosteidae.
CACUGCGAAGCGUCUUAUCCGUGUUGGGGGCAGUUAUUGAUUGUGGUCACCAAAAAUAAAAAACUUUUUAAAAAAGAAAAACACAGAAGUAAGGACCAAACAUGCACCCAGAGCAACCGGACUCUGCCGAGCGUGAAGCCACACUUGAUAACCAGUCACUGCGAGCUGGGGAUGCAGACGAUCUGCAGACAGGCAUGUUAGCGACCGUCAGACCAGACGCCUGUUCAGCUCACGGAGACGCCAGCAGUGCGGAAAGUGCAGCCAAGAGCGCCGAGGAUGUGCACAACAACAACCCCCCGACAGGAGAGCAGAAGGGAGGAAAGGACGGUGGGCCGAGAAUAACAAAGCAAUUUCUGAGAAACCACUGCAAGCAACACAAACUGUACCUGACUCCUUACCUGAAUGACACUCUGUACCUGCACUAUAAAGGUUUUGCAGUGAUUGAAAACCUAGAGGAGUACACUGGUUUGAAGUGCCUGUGGCUGGAGUGCAAUGGCCUGCAGAAAAUUGAGAACCUGGAAGCACAGACUGAGAUGCGAUGCCUCUUCUUGCAGCAGAACCUGAUCCGCAAACUGGAAAACCUGGAGCACCUUGAAAAACUCAACUCCCUCAAUGUCUGCAACAACUACAUUGAGACUAUAGAAAAUAUCUCUUGCCUUUCUGAGUUGAAUACUCUCCAGAUGUCACACAAUCACUUGGAGACGGUGCAGGAUAUCGAGCACUUGAUGGAAUGCCCAAGCAUCAGUGUUCUUGAUCUGUCUCACAACAAACUGAAUGAUCCAGACAUAAUUCAUGUUUUGGAGAUUAUGCCUGACUUGCGUGUGUUAAAUCUAAUGGGUAAUGAAGUAACCAAGAAGAUACCCAACUACAGGAAAACAUUAAUUGUACGCUUGAAGCAGCUUACAUACUUGGAUGACAGGCCAGUGUUUCCAAAAGACAGAGCCUGUGCUGAAGCAUGGGCAGCAGGAGGCUGGGAGGCAGAGAAGGAGGAGAGACAGAAGUGGGAGACGAGAGAGAGAAGGAAGAUCCAGGACAGCAUCGAUGCCCUGGCUGCCAUCAGGGAGAGAGCCAGAGAAAAACAGAAGCUCAAGGAAAUGGAGGAAAGAGGAGACAGUGUGCCUCAGAUAUCCAAUGAUGAGAGUCAGCAGGACACUGCUGGUGAGUCUAAGGGUCCUGCUGUUCAAGAGAAAAUCGAGACAUUUGUGGAUCAAAGCAUGCAAGCCCAUGAAGAGUUCCUGAAUGAAACUGCUGAAAGAGAUCAACAAGGCAGGCGGGGACAGACAGAGACUGACAGCGAGCAUCCAAAGCUGAACAAGCCUGUGGAAGAAAACAAGCAGGCUAAUUCAGCGCAUUCAGCAGCAGAAAAAACAGGAGGUCAAAUGGCUACUCAGGGUGCCUUAAUAACAGAGCUUGAAGACACAGACACAUUAGAAACUAUUAAGCUGGAUAAUCAACAAAAGAUCUGUAUUGAUGAUCUUCCGGAUUUGGAAGAAGUAGACAUUGAUGAAGUAAACAACACUGAAGACAUUUUCAGUUCUCAGCCUGUCUACCGGCCGAAAAUCGAGAUCAUCUCUGCAGAUAGUGACAACAGCGAGUCUGAGCUGGAGGGGGUGGAGGAACAGUCAUCUGGGAAUACCUGGACAGCAGAGAUUUCAACACGGCCCGAGCAACAAGAAGCAUCAGAGCUUUUCAUUAGGGUUUGCAGGCAUGAGCCUCUUACAGCCAAGCAGGUAGAGUCCACUGGGCUUAUUACUGAACAAGGAGUGGCAGAAGCACAAAAAACACCAGAACUACUGACCAGAGUAUGUAACAAUGCUGAUAAGUCAACCAGACCUCUAAUAGAGGAGUUAGAUUAGGGCCAAGACACUACCAAAAUUUACAGGUAACAUUAAACCUUACUGGUGUUGGCAUUUUGUUGUAAUCUGGCAUUACUUUAGACAUAUGUUAUCAUUACAACCUUUUAGCUUAGUGGCAGAGCACCGGCAUUCAGUUUAUGCAUUGUAAAGACUGUUGUAAUAUUUUCUUGCAAUUAACUUUUAUAAGUGUAUUUUUUUUUCUCUGGAAUAAAGACUUGGUCUAAACUGCA